Galleria mellonella (greater wax moth) is the source of this 3320-nucleotide messenger RNA. RefSeq names its product histone acetyltransferase KAT8-like (gene MOF). The record is from RefSeq and is a predicted model, not a curated record. Lineage: Eukaryota; Metazoa; Arthropoda; Insecta; Lepidoptera; Pyralidae. The transcript has a single exon. Gene Ontology annotation, molecular function: histone acetyltransferase activity. Gene Ontology annotation, biological process: regulation of DNA-templated transcription. The coding region runs from base 110 to 1438 and encodes 442 amino acids.
GUUUUUGCGCGGUUGAGUUAUGAUUUUCUAUAAUCUAUGCUAGUAUGUCCUCUUCUAUAAAUUGUGUUGCGCGGUAUUGCGUUAUACGAUUGUUCAAUUUUACAGUAAUAUGGCAAAAGGUGAUAAAGAAUUAGAAAAACCAAUAGUGAAUAAUGAAUUACCCAACCCGGAAUGUCGAAGUGUGGAUCACGACGAUUCGGAGUCUACUCAAGAACAGCCUUUGGACAUAGGAGAGCAUUAUUUGGUGCGGCGUUCGGAUGAGUCAUGGCACCCGGCUGAGAUAAUACAGACCCGGUACAAUGACGCCGAAUCAUGUUAUGAAUAUUAUGUCCACUAUGUGGGAUAUGAUAGGAGGCUCGACGAAUGGGUUUCCCGCCACCGGGUUAUGAAUGAUAGAUUUGACAUGUGCGAACAAUCAAAUAACAACAUAAAUUCAGAUCAUUUACUCACAGACAAAUCUGGCCGCAAAAUAACACGGAACCAAAAACGUAAACACGAUGAGAUCAAUCACGUGCAAAAGUCAUAUGCGGAAAUGGACCCUACAACAGCCGCUUUGGAAAAGGAACAUGAAGCAAUCACCAAAGUUAAAUACAUAGAUAGGAUUCAGAUUGGAAAAUAUGAGAUAGACACAUGGUACUUUAGUCCAUAUCCUGACGAGUAUGGAAAACAAUCAAAACUUUGGAUUUGUGAAUACUGUUUAAAAUAUAUGAGAAUGGAAAAAACAUACCGAUAUCAUCUAAGUGAAUGUACAGCAAGACAGCCACAAGGUAGUGAAAUAUACAGAAAAGGUACAAUAGCAAUAUUUGAGGCAGAUGGUAAGGAGCACAAGAUUUACUGUCAGAAUUUAUGUUUAUUGGCAAAGCUUUUCUUAGAUCAUAAGACAUUGUAUUUUGACAUAGAACAGUUUUUAUUUUAUAUAUUAUGUGAAGUUGAUAAACAAGGAGCCCAUCUUGUUGGUUAUUUUUCUAAGGAAAAAGAUUCUCCUGAAGGAAACAAUGUUGCUUGCAUUUUGACGUUACCUCCUUAUCAGAGACAGGGCUAUGGAAAAUUGCUCAUAGCUUUUAGUUAUGAAUUGUCUAGGUUGGAACAAGUUGUUGGGAGUCCAGAAAAACCAUUAUCUGACCUGGGCAAACUCAGUUAUAGGUCAUAUUGGUCGUAUGUUUUAUUAGAGGUAUUAAGUGCAAGUAGAGGGACAUUGAGCAUCAAAGAUCUGAGUCAGAUGACAGGAAUAUCACAAACAGAUAUAAUAUCAACCCUGCAGUCAAUGAAUAUGGUGAAAUAUUGGAAAGGGCAGCAUGUGAUCUGUGUAACACCUAAAAUAGUUGCUGAACAAUUAGCCAGUUCACACUUCAAGAAGCCACGUUUAUGUGUGGAUCCAUCUGCAUUGCGUUGGACACCGCCUAACAAGCAAGGGCAUUCUGCUAAGGCUAAAAAGUAGUACAGGCUUACAGGCAGGGCUUAGAGAACUCUGAUAUUUAGUCACAUCUUGAGGAUGAUCUCUAGGUGCAGCCUGUUAAAUGGUUGAGUUGAAUUUUUACUUUGUUUUGAAUGCAGUGGUUAGAUAGUGUUAGAAGUAUUAAAAAUAAAUCUGUAAGUUACAGGAUGUGUUACAAUGAGGUAUUGUUUCAUAUGAACAUAUAAUGUUGCACUGCAUUUGUUAUUGAAGUAUUGAACUUUACUUUUAUAAUGCAAAGACAUCCCAGUGAAGGGACUAUAGAUACUGUUAAGCAUUCGAUAUAGGAUUAAUAAUUGAAGAUGAUGUAUGGCCAAGCUAAUGGACAUAUAAAAAUAAAAUACAAAACCCAUGAUAUAAAAAGAUAUAUUUCUUUUGCAAUUAAUUUAACUAAAGAUCCAAAUAUUGAGUAGUUUAUUUGUGAUUUAUGACAUUGUAUGGCAAUUGUGUUAGUGUAGUUAUUUAGAUAUGAAUGAAUAUUGCCUCUAGUGUUUGUAGGCAUUACCUUGUAUCUCUAUACCACCUCAUACAUUUUUUAUUAGCAUAUUUAUGAUAAAGUAAUAUUAACUAGUUUCAACACAGUACAACAGCUUUGCCUUUAAUUUUAGAUGUGUAACUGAAAUUGAUCAUGAUUGAAUAUAUAUAUAUUAAAUUAAAAAUUACUAUGAAAACACCAAACUUCAAUUAUUGAUUGAUUUUUCAUAAUUUAUUCACAUGAUUGCUUAGAUCUGUACAAGCUUCAUUCAGUUCCUUAUAAUCAGUAUAGUGAUACUAAUCUUAAGUUGCGAACAUUUUGAUGUUUAUCUCAUUAAUUUGAUACAUAAAGGUCACACUUUUAUGUCAGUAUGUAAGCUUAAUUCUUAGUUUUAAGUAUAAAUGUCCAUUUGAUAUCAUGAUCUAUGUUUUUAUGAACUGGUCAUUUGGAUUUAUUCACUGGUCGAUUAGAAGUAUGUUCAUUGAAAUUUGUGUUUACACAAACUUUCAUCUGUGAAAUAGGAAAGUCAUUAGUGUUAAUGAUUUUUAAAUGCAGUCUGCUUUAUUAUUUUUUUUUUUUCUGUGCCGAGAGUAUAGAACAAUGAUUAUUCAAAGUAGUCAAUAUAUCUUAGUAAUACAUUUUCCAAUUUGAUCAAAAUAUUACAAUCAUUUACAUAAUAACGUUUUAGACAGCAAAUUUAAAUAAUUUGUUAGGCAUUUACAACAAUUUGAUAGCUUUGUUAAUAUAAAACAGAAAUUUAAUUUGCUUUUGACCAUAUGACCAUUUUGACCAUUUGAACAUAUGACCAUUGUAUUACCUAAUAUAUUUAUGAAGCAGACUUUGUUAAAUUAACAAAAUGGUUAAAUAGGUUUACCUUUUAAAUUCAUACUGUAUAGAAUGAUUUUUAAAUGCCAUGCCAAAAUGUCAUUUAUGGUGCACUUUAGCUAAAAUAAGACAUGAGAGUACAUCCAAUUGUAUAAUAAUAAUAAAUGAAAUGUAUUUAUUUUGCGUAAAAUUGCUAGUAGAUAACUAUGUUAUGUAGGUAGCAGGUGAAUGACUUGAGACAUAUGUGAUUACAUCAUGUAAAUGAGAUGUGCACGCCGAAAAUUAUGAUAUGUGUAUAUUGUUAAAACAUAUUUUCUGUACGUUACUUUCUGUAAGUUUUUGUUUAAAACAUCCAGAACCUUGUCAAAACAAUUUUUAGUUUGUUCUGCAAUGUACUCAUCUUUGACUAUUCACAAUUUGCCACUAUAGUGUCGGGUUGUUUGAACUCAAAUGAUCUUCCCAUUGCCGUGUUAAUUAGAUUCUAUGAAUCAUCAGUUUUCACUGUUUAUUUGUGAUAAUUCUAAUCGUAAGUAAAAUUGAAAAAAUAAAAAUUAAACUGAAAGUUUC